This is a messenger RNA of Poecilia latipinna (sailfin molly), 2851 nucleotides long. It is a transcript of the gene klhl20, whose product is annotated as kelch-like family member 20. Gene Ontology annotation, cellular component: PML body; trans-Golgi network. Gene Ontology annotation, molecular function: type II interferon binding. The coding region runs from base 142 to 1971 and encodes 609 amino acids. The record is from RefSeq and is a predicted model, not a curated record. Gene Ontology annotation, biological process: proteasome-mediated ubiquitin-dependent protein catabolic process; protein K33-linked ubiquitination; Golgi to endosome transport. NCBI's taxonomy places the organism in Eukaryota, Metazoa, Chordata, Actinopteri, Cyprinodontiformes, Poeciliidae. The transcript has 14 exons.
AUGCGCAGUUCACAAGGAGGAAAAGCUUCAGUGGGUAUCAGCAGUUGAGAACUGUAAACACUAGCUUCCAAAGCUACUUCUCUCUCAGUCAUUGGGAUGGAAAUAUAAGGGUGACGUGAAUCAGAUAUUGUUCUUCAGUGCAUGGACACAAAGCCAAUGCGCAGGGCCACCAGCGCACGUCAGGACGCCACUGGAAUGGACAUCACCAGCCGCUGUACCCUGGGGGACCCCAACAAGCUGCCUGAAGGGGUCCCCCAGCCGGCACGCAUGCCUUACAUAUCGGACAAACACCCACGGCAGACGCUGGAAGUGAUCAAUCUGCUGAGGAAACACAGGGAGCUGUGCGACGUGGUGCUGGUGGUGGGCGCCAAGAAGAUUUACGCUCAUCGUGUGAUCCUCUCCGCCUGCAGCCCGUACUUUAGGGCGAUGUUUACUGGGGAGCUGGCAGAGAGCAGGCAGACUGAAGUGGUUAUCCGUGACAUUGAUGAGCGAGCCAUGGAGCUGCUCAUUGACUUUGCCUACACCUCACAGGUGACAGUGGAGGAGGGGAACGUCCAGACGCUGCUUCCUGCCGCCUGUCUUCUCCAGCUGGCUGAGAUCCAGGAGGCCUGCUGCGAGUUUCUAAAGAGACAGCUGGAUCCAUCCAACUGUCUGGGCAUCAGGGCCUUCGCCGACACCCACUCCUGUCGGGAACUGCUGCGAAUCGCAGACAAGUUCACACAGCAUAAUUUUCAGGAGGUAAUGGAAAGUGAGGAGUUCAUGCUGCUUCCUGCCAACCAGCUGAUUGACAUCAUCUCCAGCGAUGAGCUGAACGUGCGGAGCGAGGAGCAGGUUUUCAACGCCGUAAUGGCAUGGGUGAAAUACAGCAUCCAGGAACGCAGACCCCAGCUGCCCCAGGUUCUGCAGCAUGUGCGUUUGCCAUUAUUAAGCCCCAAGUUUCUGGUGGGGACCGUUGGUUCAGACCCCCUGAUCAAAAGUGAUGAAGAGUGCAGAGACCUGGUUGAUGAGGCCAAAAACUACCUUUUGCUUCCACAAGAACGGCCGCUGAUGCAGGGCCCCAGAACCCGCCCUCGGAAACCCAUUCGAUGCGGAGAAGUUCUUUUUGCAGUUGGCGGCUGGUGCAGCGGAGACGCCAUUUCCAGCGUGGAGCGCUACGACCCGCAGACUAACGAGUGGCGCAUGGUGGCCUCCAUGAGCAAACGGCGAUGUGGAGUCGGCGUCAGCGUCCUCGACGACUUGUUGUACGCGGUGGGCGGUCACGACGGCUCUUCGUAUCUCAACUCUGUGGAGAGAUACGAUCCUAAAACCAACCAGUGGAGCAGCGACGUCGCCCCCACCAGCACUUGUCGAACCAGCGUGGGUGUUGCUGUACUGGGUGGAUUCCUGUAUGCUGUCGGAGGACAGGAUGGAGUGUCUUGUCUCAACAUUGUUGAAAGGUAUGACCCAAAGGAAAACAAGUGGACUCGUGUGGCCUCAAUGAGCACCAGGCGGCUUGGUGUAGCUGUCGCUGUGCUGGGAGGAUUUCUUUAUGCUGUCGGAGGGUCUGAUGGGACAUCGCCUUUAAACACGGUGGAGCGCUAUAACCCUCAAGAAAACCGCUGGCACACGGUGUCUCCCAUGGGAACGAGACGGAAGCACCUCGGAUGCGCGGUCUACCAGGACAUGAUCUACUCUGUCGGGGGCAGGGACGACACCACGGAGCUGAGCAGCGCAGAGAGAUACAACCCCAGGACCAACCAGUGGUCGCCUGUUGUCGCUAUGACGUCCAGACGUAGCGGGGUGGGCUUGGCAGUCGUGAAUGGUCAGCUGAUGGCGGUAGGAGGCUUCGAUGGGACAACAUAUUUAAAAACUAUAGAAGUAUACGACCCGGACGCCAACACAUGGAGGUUGUACGGUGGAAUGAACUACCGCCGGCUAGGUGGAGGAGUGGGCGUCAUCAAAAUGACUCACUGUGAAUCUCACAUAUGGUAACGGCACCCCCCGCACCCCCUUCAUGCGUCGCUCGUCUCGCAUACUUUCACUUCUCAUGACGUCUCGAUGGAUCUUCAAGCAGCUCUCGUGCCUCUAAAAGAGACAAGGAUAAGAGAAACGUGGGAGUGGGCAUCUUGAGCUCUGGUUCAUCCCCGAUCGUCACUCAGAGGUCAUUAAGUUCAUCCUGGCUGUUUUUUAUUUUUUUAUUAUUAUUCCUCUGAUCAACCAUGCUCAUUGAAAACUGCAGAGGGAGCAAAGUUUACAGAACCUCACUAAGCUUCCAGUUCGGACGGAAGCGUAAGGAGUUUUCGUCGUCCAAGCCUCGCGGCCUGGAUUUGAAUCGGCAUGUGCGGCAGACUGAGGGCGCCACGCACGUCACUGCUACCGGAGGGACAUAAUCUGAUCUGCCAGUUUCAGAGGAGCAAGGAUGUCAGAAAGAACUGAUUCACUAGACGAAGUUUGUAAGAACCUCGGCCACCUAAAGUGACUUUUUUUUUUUUUUUUUUUUUUUUUUCAAAUCGGCAGCCACCAGAAUAUUGUCUUCAAGAGACAACGGUGCACACCGACCGUCAGGAACGAAUCUGUGCUUUGUCUCGGUCUGUUGUAGUUUUUAAACUUACAUCUCAGCUGUGGCUUCACAGCUUAUGCCACGUUUUUGCUGGGUUGAAACUUAAUACGAUAAAUUGUUACAGGCCUGUACAGUUGGAUGUAACAGGCAAGUCGAUGUAAAUGGGACUGUAACUGUUAACAUUUUUAGAGUCAAGUUAAAACGGUGUAGUUGGAGAAUGAAAAGAAACCAGGAUCAUCAAAUAGUGUCACUGUUUUGUUUUUUUUAAUUUUUUUUUUUUUUUAAGGUAAUUCCAGGGCUGAAUCUUAAAGG